CGAAGCGCGGCAUGAGUGGACGAGCAGCGCCCGUGUCGUAACGGCUCUGCCCGUUGUCCCCGUGAAAAGUGUCGUUGCCGCAGUGCGCGGUGCGCAUGUGUGUCUCCAGUGCAAUAGUAAAAUGUCGACCAUGGGCCUCGUGUACAACGCGGCGAGCGGAGCCGGCGGCGGAGGCGGCGGCGAGCAAGUGAUGCUCCUGAGAACACUGCAGGACAACGAGAGCAACAUCAUGGGCGCCCGGGCGUGCCUGGCCGCCUCCGGCCAGCAGCAGCCGCCCCCGAAGCACAACGCGAGCGCGAUCGGCGUCGCGCACGGCGAGCCGCUCGGCGGCGGCUGCAAGGGCGGCGCCCAGGCCCUGCCGGCCUACGACCCCUCCAGGCUGAAGAAGCACGGCAAGAACGGCCAGCCGCCGCCCAUCGCCGUGGCCAAGCGCAACGCCCGCGAGCGGAACAGGGUGAAGCAGGUCAACAACGGGUUCGCCACGCUCCGCCAGCACAUCCCGAGCCACGUGGCCCAGGGCUACGGCGACCGGGGCAAGAAGCUCUCGAAGGUGGAGACGCUGCGGAUGGCCGUCGAGUACAUCCGCGGGCUGCAGCGGCUGCUCGCCGAGGCCGACGCCGGCGGCAUGGAGCUCGAGGCGAGGCUCGGCCGCGCGAGCCACGAGUCGCCGAUGACGAUCCCCUCGCCCGCGGGCAGCCUCUACUCCAGCAGCACGCACAACGGCUCGGCCGAGGCCUUCGGCCUGGACGACCACCCGCGGGAGCUCGACCUCGCGGACGAGGCCGAGCGCGAGGAGGGCGAGGACGAGGACGACGGCGAGGAGGAGGAGGAGGAGGAGGGGGACGACGACUACGACGAGGAGGAGGCGCUCGUCGAGCGGCGCCGCGCGCAGCUGCUCCAGCGGCAGCGGCAGCGCCGCGCGGACGGCCACCGCGAGCUGGCGAGCGAGCCGCCCCGGGACAGGCGCCCGGGCGGGCGCUCGCGGGUCGAGCCCCGGAGGGCGGCGGGCAGGCUGUCGGAGAACCAGAACCGCGAGCGCUGCCGCCGGCGCGAGGACGGCUACUUCAAGCAGGCGUCCUUCGGCGACGAGGAGAACAUCGAGCCGCUGGGCGCGCGCAACAACAACAACAACAGCAGCCUCAGCAACAACAACAACGUGCUGGCCGGCUUCGCGCCGAUGCUCGUGCAGGCGGCGACGUCGGCGAUGGGCGGCCUGGCCUGCGUGAAGCGCGAGGCGCAGCAGCCGCUGGACGAGGAGGACGGCCGGCGCUCGGGCGCGGACGAGCCGCCCGGCGGCGAGGGCGUGAUCCUGGCCGCGUCCUCGCCCUACACCGGCGAGAUCUUCAUCGAGAGCCCCGGGACGGGCCGCCUGGUGCCGCUGAAGAUCGAGGAGCACGAGGCGCAGCUGGUGUACGUGGGCACCGGCGAGCCGGCCUACUACAAGGCCGAGCUGUCGGACGGUGCGGCCGAGCUGAGCUGGUGGGAGCAGGAGUGCAUCGUCCAGCAGCUGCAGCAGCAGCAGCAGCAGCAGCAGCAGCAGCACCAGCAGCAGCAGCCGGAGGCGUCCGCCCAGCGGCCGCUCGCCCACGUCUGACCAAGGCCGCGCGACUCGCGUCAGUGCCACUGGAGCAGGCCAAGCGACGGACCGACAAUGGCGUCGUCCGUUGCGCGCGUCGAUGGACGUCGGAGAUAAGCUCGAGGAGCGGCGUAUUUUCCACUCGGCCCAGCGGCCAAAUGGUGUCGAAGGGUUACGGCGAGGCACACGGCGGCGCAUGGGAAAGUACACAACCCGACACGCGCACGAGACAGACAUUUUGUGGGACUGUCGAGAGGAAGAGGAAAGUUACUACACCGUGCCGUUACACACCACGGGACCAAAUCGAAUCCAUUACGCUUGUGCGUUGCAUCCGACUCUAUGUGUACACGUGAUUUAUACGUAUAGUCGGAGUCUUUCUCGGAUCACGCGCGAUCAUUGCUUGUUGUUAACGAUAGGGAUAAUUGAACGUUGUACAAUGGCCAUACUUUUUUGUGGCUCACUCGUGUGCCUCCACAUGGCAUCAUACAUACUUAAGUAUUAUUGGAUGACUUGCAUAUUUUUUAUACUGUAUAGUUGUCAUUUUUAUACAUAUACGUGCCUUAAUUAGACACGGAAUGGCCCAAUGGUUAUCCGUUAUUUUUUAUUAUUAUGCUUAAGAUGUACAUUCUUUAUACAUACAUACUCUAAAAUACUUAUGAUUCAGUUACGAUUGUGACAAAAUUAUUACGCAUACAUGCCAUUUGCCAUUUGAUUUGUCUGACGGGUGCGCGGCCCAGAUUCGAAUCAAUCACGCAGACUUAGAGUUUUGCAGAGUUAUCACGUACUUAGUUCUGCGGCAUUUCUUGUAAUUUUUAGUAAAGAUGUAUACAGAUAUUACAUCUUUUUGUAUAUAGAUAUAGAUGUAUAGAUAUAUUACUGUUUUAACGAGAGAAUGUGGUUGUAAAGCAUCUUUAAUAUGAAUUAAAGUUACAAAAAGAGGGCCAUUCAGUUUAUCAAGUAACUAGUCUUCUAAGGGUUACGUCAUUCAAAUCCAGUGAAUGAUCGAGUAUUUCCUUUUCUUAAUUAUCAAAGACGUGCAAAGUUUUGUGAUUAGACAAUCAGUACUUUUGUAUAACAUAAUAGAGUAAUGAAUCUGACUCAUAAGUUAUUAUUAUAUCGAUGUAGGCAUAUGUCGAAAAUGCUUGGAAACGUUUUGUAUGUAUUUUUCAUACAUAUAGUAAUGAUACUAGUGCCUUCUAGCAAUUGGCAAUGAAUAUUUUUGAUGAAACAGGUUAUAUUCGUAUAUUUUAUAUACCAAACGUCAUUCAA
Molecule: messenger RNA, 2845 nt
Organism: Phymastichus coffea
Lineage: Eukaryota; Metazoa; Arthropoda; Insecta; Hymenoptera; Eulophidae
Exons: 4
Coding region: 122-1594 (490 amino acids)
Biological process (GO): positive regulation of transcription by RNA polymerase II
Cellular component (GO): RNA polymerase II transcription regulator complex
Molecular function (GO): DNA-binding transcription factor activity, RNA polymerase II-specific; protein dimerization activity; RNA polymerase II transcription regulatory region sequence-specific DNA binding
Source: RefSeq, a predicted model, not a curated record